GUAAAAAAUAUGCCGCCCCCUGCAGGUGAGCAGAAAUACUUCACUGCCCUUUGACUCGGAAGUACUUCUUUCUGUCUCACGUGGAAAAGAGAACCAUGGGUAAGUCUAAACAGACGGGGAACCACAAAAAUAAAAACAUAAAAACAUUGAAGACGAAGCGCAGGACGAAAGAUCUGGAUCAGAUCCACACAGACAUGAAGCCAGAGACCGCAGCCAAGCUGUUGAACCAGGAGGUGGACUAUGACGUCACGGGAUGCGCACAACAUUACUGUUUACACUGCGCGAGAUAUUUUGUGGACAUGAGAUCCUUAAAGGAGCACUUCAAAACUAAAGUACACAAGAAACGGCUGAAGCAGCUCAGAGAGGAGCCCUACACCCAGGCUGAGGCAGACAGAGCGGCAGGCAUGGGCUCCUACAUUCCUCCAAAGAUGAUCGAAGUCAAGACACAACCGGUGGAGGAAGACAUGGACUAAAAAACAAACAAUCAAUAUGUAAAGUCAAUAAAAUUUAGGUAGAAACAUUAAGCUUUUUAUUAUUUCUGCAUUUAUAACGCUGUGCUUCAAUUACAAAGUUUUCCCUUUAGAGUCGACAAGCAGCCAUGGAAUUUUCCUCUGUCUAUUUUACAUUACAAUUUUAGAAAAACAACUCCGAUGAAUUGUGUUGUAAAUUAGUGUAAGUUCUGGGUCCAAUAUGGUUUUUAAAUCGACUGAUUUGUGUAGACCAUUAAAAAAGUCAUUAAAAAAAUGACUCCUGUACAAUAGUUUAGUAAUCAUCUACUAUUUUAAACCAUUGAAGCUUUAAACACUUGUAAAUAAACAAUCCUGUCAUUUCUUUUA
This is a messenger RNA of Oryzias latipes (Japanese medaka), 836 nucleotides long. It is a transcript of the gene znf593, whose product is annotated as zinc finger protein 593. The record is from RefSeq and is a predicted model, not a curated record. Gene Ontology annotation, molecular function: nucleic acid binding; zinc ion binding. Lineage: Eukaryota; Metazoa; Chordata; Actinopteri; Beloniformes; Adrianichthyidae.